This is a messenger RNA of Vitrella brassicaformis, 3028 nucleotides long. The record is from the annotation of a GenBank genome assembly. NCBI's taxonomy places the organism in Eukaryota, Vitrellaceae.
UGAGGAAGUGUUUAUAAGUAAGUAUGUCCGUUCGUGUAGUGCUUUGUUGUCAAGCUUCGGCGCACACAUAAAAUGUCGACUGACUCACACAGAGAGACAGACAAGGGGAGCACCGCAUUGCGGGGCUCUGGGAUGCACACCUAUGUCGUAACACUCUAUGUCAGUCACAUCACACACACUCAGGCACGAUAAAUGCUAUGCUCCAGCGCUCCCACACGCAGCUGUUCGUGUCGCUUUGCGUGUGUCAAGUCAUGUAUCAUCCUCCCUCCUCAAACGAAUGCGGGUCUCGCAUCAUCACAUCGACUGCCCCACACCCACACCCACACCCAUAUACACAUCACUCCCUCUCGACGUGGUUGUAGUCGGUGUACACCCACCGCCUCUCCAGCCCAUGAAGCCGAUAAGCGCCAUACCCACACACACCCGACACAAGCAGGGGGACCCCCCACAGCGCAGCCCCGCCCAUGCAGGACAUCAGGAAGCGGCUCAGCAGGCCGCCGGGCGGGAAGAGGAAGGCCAUGGCCGCCACUGACGUAAGGGCAUCGAGACCAAGACCGAUCGACAGGACGGUGGUGAGGGAGCGGAGCACCCUGGUGAUGGCGUACCUGCAGGCAGCCACGAACAUAAGACACUGACUGCCAUGUGUGUGUGAUGGGACUCCGUGUGUCUGUCUGUCUGUCUGCGCUUGCUUACGCUUUCCUGCAGAUGGGGCAGUACUUGGUGUGAGACUCCCAACGGUCAAAGAGCUUUUUUCUGUCGGUCAUGAGAGGCCCCAGCUGCCCGGUGCUGCCCUUCCAUGAGGGCUUCCCGCCGCCGUCAUUCAUCAGCCACCGCCGGAAGGACCUCACCGCCGUGUCAGCGGGAGCCGGCAUGUAAUAGGCCCGGUCAAAUUUCUCAAGACCUGUGCACACACAGGGUGUCGAAAUGAGUGGAAGCAGGAGGGAUUUGGUGGCUGUGUGCCUGUCGGCUGGUCGGUCAGCUGACUGACCAUUUUCGUGUUCUCUGAGCCGCCGUUCUUGGUAGUGCACAUGCAUGUUGUCGCCAUCCGUGACGGCCAUGUUCUCAAGGUGGUCAUCCCACCGCAUCAGACUCUUUCUGCACACCACAGACAGACAGACAGACCGACAGGCAUACGCAGCCAUCCAUCCAUCCACGCUGGUCUGCCUACUCGGCUGGCUGACACAUCCGUCCAUCCAGUCACUCGUGGUGCUUACACGUUCCGCCAUCUGGUCCCCGCACUCGCAACGAAUCGCGUGAUGAUGUAGGAUUGUCCGGGGGCCGAUGGGACGGCAUAGACCACCAGGUAGAACUUGUGGCCGUCCAGCAUCCCGCUUUUAACGGGCUUGGUGAUCUUGGGCGCCAGGCCUAUCUUGGACAACAGCCUGACCACACAUACACAUGCGCCGUGCGUCGCCACGGCUGGCCUGACCUUGUUACCUGAUGAUGGGCCUCUUCUUCAGCACUCCGGCGAGCUGCGAAAAGUCGAUCUGGUAGUACAGCAGGCAGGGAGGCCUGAAGUGGAUGCGCGUCGUCAGGUUGGUGCCGAAGAGGUCUUGUAUGGAGGUGACGGCGAAGCCAGCGUCGGUCAGGUUGUCCACCUUCAUUCUAAUCGGCCCGGCUCGGUUGCGGUUGCCCUGCGUGUGGAAGGACCACACACACAAGCCAACAGCCAGCAUGAGCUAGCUGGUCGGUCCAUGGAAGCACACCUGUAUGCCGUGGUGAGCGAACGGCACGUGGGAUGGAUCCCCCACGUUUUCCACCUGCACCCCAUGCACACGUGGAUCGACACACUCGUCACGUCAAUCACAUCAGAUGCGGGUCGGGUGCGUCAUCCAGCGGGCCACUCACUCACAAGUGUGUCGUAGUUGUAGUUGAGCACCCGGAAGAAGAGGCCGUUGUCUUUGGUCUUGAUCAGCUCGGGCACCGUGUCAAACUCAGCCACGGUCGCCGGCUCCACUUCCCUCGACGCUGCCCAGCCUUCACGCGUGCUGAACCAAGACACACCAACACGCAUACCCAACUAGCAUCCCCAUCUCUGGGUGCUGCUCCGACGUGCCGACCUGUCAGGGAAUAUCCAGAUUAGCGCGUGUGCCUCCGUGCACGGCACUGUCUGGAGGCACGCCCGCUUGUUCUUCCUGGCGGCCUCCUGCGCCUUGGCCUCCACUUGAGGGAUCUUGGUGCACGCUCCUGUCCCAUCGAACUCCCAGCCAUGGUAGGUGCAGUGCAGCUUGCCGUCGUCGCUGAUGCGGCCCUCAGACAGCGGCGCCAGGCGGUGCGGGCAAGCGUCCUUGGCCGCGGCGAACUUCUGCGUCGCCUCGUCCCACCACACCACGAAGUGCUCAUUGAGUACGGUGAACUGACGCGGUUGCUUCUUGCCCAGAUCACUUGCAAUCGCCACGGGAUACUGCACAAGACAAGACAAGACAAGACAGCGGUCGAUUGGGUGUGUGAGCGGGAGCCGGUGCGGUUCAUGCGUCUGCCCACCCACUGUCGCCACCAAUCGAAGGUGCCGGCAUCCUCCUUCUCCGAAGCCUCAGACGCCUGCAAGGCAUCAAUGAGCCAAGCAACAGGACUGGCCGCGUGGCUCAUCCAGCCUGAGGGCGGAUCAUUGCUCACUGCUGGCGUGAAUGACAGCUCGAUGUUGUCGGUCCGAGGUGGCAUUGUCUUGGCUGCCGGUGAUGGCGCGGUCAGCACUGCAGACGGAAGAGCGGUGCGACGCGCUGAUCUCCUUCCCCCUGAAGCACCGAAUAGCCGGCCUGCAAUGGAAUCAACGUACAAACAAAAUGAAUGGCGACGGAUGCACAUCUUCUCGACCUGGCUGGGUUGCAUGAUAAGCAAGGCAUCCUUGCAGAGCGAAUGUCAUGAUCAGCAGCACUGCAUUGCCGCAGACCACACGAUGCUCCUUCAUCUUCCCUGAUAUGGAUGCUUGACAAAAUCAACGGGACCUCUAGCGAGGACAAGCUCCCAAUGCACGUAGAAGGAACAGAUCUCAGGGGAAAAGGAAGAAGAGGCGAGGAUGUGUUCGGUG